Eruca vesicaria subsp. sativa (arugula) is the source of this 468-nucleotide messenger RNA. The record is from the annotation of a GenBank genome assembly. NCBI's taxonomy places the organism in Eukaryota, Viridiplantae, Streptophyta, Magnoliopsida, Brassicales, Brassicaceae.
AUGGGUUUGGUUACAGAUGAAGUGAGGGCUAGGGCAGAGAAAUACACAGGAGACGAGUUAUGCCGCGAGAAGACCAAGGAGUUCCUCAAAGAAGUUGCCAUGCCUAAUGGGUUACUGCCGUUGAAGGACAUAGAAGAGGUUGGAUACGACAGAGAAACAGGUGUUGUGUGGCUGAAGCAGAAGAAGAGCAUCACUCACAAGUUUGAAGCUAUUGGGAAACUUGUCUCUUACGGCACUGAGGUCACUGCCGUGGUGGAAGUUGGAAAGAUCAAGAAGCUGACCGGUGUUAAGGCCAAGGAGCUUCUUAUUUGGGUCACUCUCAACGAGCUUGUCUUGGAGCAGCCAACAAGUUCUGGGAAGAUCAAUUUCAGGACACCGACUGGAUUGUCCAGGACUUUCCCUGUUUCAGCUUUUGUGGUUCCUGAAGUUGAGAAGCCUGCACCUGUUAAAGAAGCUAUUGCAAAUUAG